Molecule: messenger RNA, 1952 nt
Organism: Hypomesus transpacificus
Lineage: Eukaryota; Metazoa; Chordata; Actinopteri; Osmeriformes; Osmeridae
Gene: p3h4
Product: prolyl 3-hydroxylase family member 4 (inactive)
Exons: 7
Coding region: 150-1448 (432 amino acids)
Biological process (GO): collagen fibril organization; peptidyl-lysine hydroxylation
Cellular component (GO): endoplasmic reticulum
Molecular function (GO): collagen binding; protein binding
Source: RefSeq, a predicted model, not a curated record
GACUUCUGUUCCCUCCUCCUAAACUUUGAGAACCGGGCCAAUGCGAUGUACGUGCAGACCGACAUGACCGUCUACUGGUAAAGAAAAGCCAGGAUAAUUUAAACUACACAGAUGUUCGAUGUGGAUACGACAAAUGAAAGAGUGAGAUCAUGUUCCUGCAUGAAAAAAGGAAGAGCUGGUCUCAAUUUUUUAUCUGUAUAUUUUUUAUCACCACGGUUCUGGUCGAAGCCCAGUAUGAGAAAUAUAGCUUCACAAGUUUCCCCCAGAACGACAUUAUGCCACUGGAUUCUGCUUACGGGCAUGCCAUUGACCAGUACUCCGCUCAGAGCUGGAAAGAGAGCAUAAAAUACCUGGAACUUUGUUUGCGCCUCCAUCGGCUCCUGAAGGACAGUGAGGCGUUUUGCAGCCAGAACUGUACUAAUGUCAGUCGGGAAAAUGAUACUUUAUUCGCCGACAGCAGCCUCCGAAUUAUGCGACAUUUCUUACUCCGGGCAUCGUGUCUAAAAAAGUGUAAGGCAUCCUUUCCAGUGUUUGCAGUAGCCAACCCAAGGCAAGAUGUUCUGGAAGCUUUCGAAAAAAGGGUACCAUACCGGUACAUACAAUAUGCCUACUACCAGUUAAACAAUUUGGAGAGGGCUGUAUCUGCAGCCUACACUUUCCUCCAGAAGAACCCAGAGGACCCUUACUUAACCAAGAACAUGAACUACUACAAAACUCUUUUUGAAGUGGAUGAAUACCUCAUCGACCUUGAGGAGCGUCCUUAUGAGGGCGUCUUCCUGAAAGCUGUCAAGCUGUACAACUCUGGAGAUUUCAGCAGCAGUGCUAGAAACAUGGAGCAGGCCACCACUGAGUACUUCAAAGUGUAUGGUUUCUGUCUAGCAGGAUGCGAGGGCUCAUAUGAGAUCACAGAGUUCAAAGACUUCUACCCUACAUUAGCAGACCUCUACACUGAGGUGUUGAGGUGUAAGGUGAAAUGUGAGGCGGACUUGAUGCCCAACGUCGGGGGUUUCUUUGUGGAGAAGUUUGUGGCCACCAUGUACCACUACCUCCAGUUUGCUUACUACAAAUUGAACGACGUGAAGAACGCCGCCCCGUGUGCGGCCAGCUACAUGCUGUUUGACGCCAGCGACCAGGUGAUGCAGCAGAACAUGGUGUACUACCGCUUCUACCGAGAGCAGUGGGGCCUAGAGGAGAACCACUUCCUGCCCCGACCAGAAGCUCUGAUGUACUACAACCAGACCACCAAGCAGAGGGAGAUGCUGGAGUUUGCACUAAAUUACCUACAAACAGAUGAUGAGGAUGUGGUGAGUCCAGAGGAGGUGUCCCUGGGUCCCUCCACCCCCCCUGACGCUGAGUUUGAGGGGGUAGGAGACUAUGAGGAGUCCUUCGUAGCAGAAUGGUGGCAGGAGCCCAAGACCAAGGGAGACACUGGUGAUCCUGCAGUCUGACCCCCCUCCCUCCCCGCGAUCACCCCACAGGAAAGCAUUGCUGCAUCUCCCCAGUCUCUACACAGCAACACACCCAAUAAAGUAGCUAGCCUGAAGACACUUCCUAUCAACAGUCCACUUGCACACAUGCCUGGUGGGACAUACAUAAACAAACAGAUGGAGACUUCUGCGGAACCCAAGCUUAGAGAGCCCCCUCUCAGAGAAGCCACUCUCAGACCGCUGGUGGAAAUGACAGCGAUCCAACCAGGAAGGAAUGUUCAAAUAUAUAUUCAAGCAUUUGUGUAAUCUUUUAAAUAAGGAACGAUGUAUUAUGCUUGUUGAUAUGGCUUAUAUUUUUGUCUGUUACAUUUCUAAUUUAAUGAAAUGAGAUACGUUUCGUGUGCCUUAGCCUAAUAGGAAAGAGAUCUGGGAAUGGUGACUCAUCAAGAGUAUUUGGUACAGCAAGUUCAAAUGUCCACAUACUUAUGGCCAAGCAAACAACUGCACAAAAAUGUGGAAUAAAGU